GUUGGUGGGGGGUUGAGAAGCUCGAAGCGUUCAAAUAACACCAAAUAAAUAAAAUAUAAAACCGUCACAAUGUAAACACAUUUUUAGUUAAAAUUAAGUGUCUGGCAGGUGAGCUAUUCUAUACGAUCAUAUAUAUUUUUCAAUUAUUAUUGGUCUAGUUGGCAUUGAUUGCUUUGCAUUUUUGUUAUUUUUCAAUGAAGAAUGAGAAUGCUUUGGGUCUGUAACUUUUUGUGACGAUGUUGGGAGGUGGAGUCAAAAUUUCAUUGCAUGAUGGUGUCAUUUAUGGAUGGCCCCUUUACAUUUUAACAUUUUUAUUGAAUCACGAAACUCUUGUCAUAUCGUAAUGAGAGACACAUUUAUGCAAUUACUAAAAUAAUUUUUGACAAAAAUAAAGUUUUGUUGUAUGAAUUCACUACUUAAACUUAAUUAUAAUUAAUCACUCAAAAUUAGCAACAUCAACAAGGGUUGCAAAGCUGCAAGGUCAUUAUUUUUUCAGAACUUUGCAGUUUCAUUUAGCUUAAAUUUAGUUUCAUACCACUGGCUAGUUUUCUAUUAUUUAUUUAAUUCGUGGUGCAGGCAAAAAUGUAAAAUCAAAUUGUAAAUAUAUUAUUUUUUUUAAACACCGUGACCCAGUUUCUAUUUAUUUGAGGGUUCUUGGUAUUUUCAGGGUUGUACUGCUCGGCAAAUGCGGGUGUCUUGCUCAAUCCUAAAAUUUAAUGUUACAGCUUUUUGAAUUUUUAAUACGAUUUCAUAAUUUUACAAGUUAAAGCCAUUGACCUUUGUAAAAAAUAAGUAAUUUAACAUCCAUUUUGUUUAUAAUUACAUAAUGCAUAAACACAAAAUAAAUGUGAAGAAUUAAUUUGGAAGUGGAAAUAAUGCAUGUCAAUAUUAUGCACUCAGGGAAGAAUAUGUUAUCUUUAAACUUUAAAAAAAGAAAUUUAAAAAAUUUAUUGAUGUAUUUUAUGUCGUUCAAUUUUUUCAUUUUAAAUUUUGACAGAUUUUCUGGAAUGGACUUAAAAUCACAGAUAACAUCAUCUUUUAUACAUCAUUUAAUGCCAAUAUAGGCAAAAACAAAAUCCACAUUUACCAAUGUGGAACAAAAAGUUAAAAAUAGAAAAGAAUAGGCACUUACUGGGAGCUAUUGAAAAUAUUAGUCAUAAAGUUGGGAGGCCGGGAGCCAUGGUCCAGCUAUUGAAAAGAUUAGAUAUGAAACAACAUGCCUUGGCUGUUCCACUUAGGUGACCUCAUCACAAACAAUGUCAUAGGGCCUAAAUAGAAAUCUACAACUGUAGUUAAAGAAGAAAAAAUAAAAUAUUUUUCGACUCAUCUGCUGAUUUAGCCUGGAAACUCCCCAAAAGCAAGUAGUUUAAUGAUAAUUUUUAAAAAACAAGAGAUAAAAAAAAUAAUUAAAAUAACCCCUAGUUAAAUCAAAAUCAUGGCUAAUAAGCAAGUUAAAGCCAAGCCUAUCCCUGCUAUGGGGCCAGGCUCCAGAAUCAUAGCACUCAAUGAUGUACUCAAAAAACUUCUCAUCAUCGAAGCCACAAAGAAAGGGCCAACUGUAACUGUUAACUUUGCUUCCGUUGGAUUUAAACUGUUACCCCUGGAGAUUUUCAAGAAUGAAGAGCUCAUGACACUCACCACCAAGUUCCUUGUCCAGUUCAACAAAAUAAAAAAAUUGCCCUCUGAGGUAGGAGCGUUGGAGCACCUCAAGUACAUUGACCUAAGAGCCAACAGGGUGAAAUCUUUACCACCCACCUUAUUUAAAUGUGUUUUCCUGGAGUAUGUGAGUGAAUUUCAUGCCUUAUAAUAGGUGUCAUUAGCUUUCCUAAAACUACCUCUUGUAUAAUCCCAUCUCAUCCUUCCAUGCCUCUUUGCCUCAUACACACAUUUAAGGCAAACUAAACUCCAAAGGGCUUGAACUGUCUGCUUUUGGAACCACUGCUAUAAUUUAAAGCACUUUCUCAUUGUGACAAAUCAUUCAAUCCAAUAAUCAAAUUUAUCAUCCUUUAUCUACAUCAUGAACUUCUCACUCUUAUAAUUAAAUAAACACCACCAUUUUCUUUUCAUUGUGUCAUCAGUAUUAUUCUCUGCCACUAGUAUAUGAAUAUUAAAUCAGCAAUAUUAUACUCAUCUACUAUAAAUGACUAUUAUAUAAUUAAUCUCAGUAGAGCUCCAAAAUGUCACAAUAAAUCCCUGUUACUAAGUGUUACUACUAUCUCCCUAGACCACCAUUAUGUCACAUAUGCCUGUUACUACAAUCUCCCUAGACCACCAAUACAGCACAUUAAUGCCUAAUAUGUCACAUUUUGCUAAAAUCUCAUCAUGAUGUCAUCAGAAUAUGAACAUGAUGAAUCAAAGGGACUUAACUCCAAUAUCAAUCCAUUAUCUGAAGUUAUUAUUCAAUCUCUUACAUCCUCAGGUUGACUUCUCUGGCAAUAUAGUCCGGUCCAUACCAAAAACCAUCAAAAACUGUGUCUACUUACAAACAUUGAUUGGUGAAAGCAACAAUCUUAAAGCCCUGCCUAAUACAAUCAACAAAUGUGUUGAUCUAACGCUUGUCAACUUGAAAUUAAACCAGGUUUGUGAACAUUGGCAUUCUAGACUUAGCACAAUGUGUAACAUCGUUUUGUGCUUGAGGAAAUUUCAGGCUAUUAAAAAAACAUUUUCAACAUUCUUUACAAAAAGGUAUCUCAAUCUUUACCCUGACCCCUUGAAACUAAUGUUCGUUCAGUGUCCUCCUCAGUUCAAUCCACUGAUGUAGGAUGGGUCGAGCACUUUUAAUAAGGAGCCAUCCAUAAAUGACUUCAUGCAUCUACGGUGUGGAGGGGGUCACAAAUUUUGUGACCAUUUGUGACAAAGGAAAAAAGGCGGGGCAGGGCGGACUUGAGCAAUGUGGUGUCACAUGAAAAGCGGAAUAUUAUAGUAAAAAUUGCACUUCAUGACCCUAAAUUACAUACAUUUUUAACAUUAUUCUUUUAUACAAAAAUUAUAAUUAUUUUAUUUUUAAACUAUGAGCACUGAGAGAAUGAGUGCAGGUAUGCGAGGUCUGAAAGAUGGCAUCUGAUCAAGUUAAAGGCUGCCACAGAGGAGGAGAAAAUGGGUAUAGUGACAUUGACAGUUGAGAGAGUUUCGUCAAAAUGUGGAGACAGGGAGUUAUAGAAUUAGGACUACCACGUGAAGUGGGAUAAUACGAAAAAAAAUAAAUGAUGGGGGUGGGAUGUAAUCUUAGUAAAUGCUCUAGGGCAGAGAUUCUUAACCUUUUUUUUAGCACUGCAGGACCACUCCAUUUUAAACAUCCCCCCCCCGCGUCUAAGUUAUAAUUUAAUAAAAUUUAAAAUAGGAGAAUAAUUAAAUAAUUUAGUUAUAGUAGAUUUAUUUCUUAAAUUAACUUUUUAUAAACAAGGGAAAAAAUUACCAAUGCAAGUAAUGUGCUAAUCAAAAUGCAUAAAAACUGAUUUUAAAGUAGCGACAACUAACAAAGACAGUAAAUACAAUGUACUGGUCUUCCGCACCACAGGCCUGGGGCCCUGGUUGAGAACCACUGUUCUAGUGAAAUUUUUCGACACAGGUGUAGUAUGUUGAUAUCCAUGGGAGGUGAAUUUUCUAAGGAUUUGUAAAGGACAUUAGUGAACAGAGGGAAUUUAUAAGCGGUUGGGGGGGGGGGGGGGGGGGGGGGGGGGGGUUGCAGAGAUUUUUGACAUUAUAUUUGAGGCAAAAAUUUCCUUGUUGUCAUUUAUGGAUGGUCCCUAAACAGGGGAAAUGAUGUGAACAGGAAGAUAUGGAGCAGAUUCGGGUCGUCAUCAUCAUGUCCCUUAGUCCUUGGACCGUCACAGAUGACAUGAAAACUAUUUUUCUCCAUUCCUCUGUUUCUUCACUUUGCACAGCUUUGGCUAGUUUUAGUCCUGUCCACUUUUUGAUGUUGUCUUACCAUCUUUUUCUCAACCAGUUGAUAAAUUUUUACUAUUCGACCAAAUCCGUUGUUAAAAAGGACAAAAUAAUAAAAAAAUAUAUAAAAUUCCUAAAAAUUCAAAGACUACGCUGGGAAGAUAUUUACUCAAAUUUUUUUUUUUUAUAAAUGAAAUUUUAAUAUAAUUACAAAAUUAAAUCAGUAUUGAUUUUCACAUAUUAUCAUUCAUUUUUAAGUCAUAAAAUUAAAUAUUAUUUUAAAUAUAGUUUCUUUUGUAAAAAUAUUUUAAUUCUAAUGAUAAAAAGGUUGGACUGUUUGUGAUUAAGCUUUUAAGUAGGUUAAUGAGACACAGACAUUUUGUGUAAAUAAAACAAUAUAGUUUAAGCUGUAAUUUUGACAAUGCAAAAUGCAAGUUGGCUUCAUUUUCAUCAGUCAAACAAAAUUUUUUUUAAAUAUAUAUAUAUAUAUAUAUAUAUAUAUAUAUAUAUAUAUAUAUAUUUAUAUAUAUAUAUGCAUAAUUAUAAUGUGUCAGUGUUUGUCACAACUUAAAUAUCUAUAGACACUAAAAUUUUUUUUAUAUAUAUAUAUAUAUAUAUAUAUAUAUAUAUAUAUAUAUAUAUAUAUAUUUAUAUAUAUAUAUGCAUAAUUAUAAUGUGGCAGUGUUUGUCACAACUUAAAUAUCUAUAGACACUUAACUUUAAUAUUACUAAUAUCUCUAGACAUUUAACUUCAAUAUUUCUAAUUUUUCUAGACAAUUAAAUAUAUCCUAUCAUCAUGUUAAAACUAUAGCGUGCAACACAGGCAUAGAAUGUGACCGCAUGGCAGGUUACAACAGCAUCGAGUGAACUGCCUCUCUCCCCUAGCUUGCUAGGUCAGGCUUAGAUAGGGACAAUAAGAGAUGGCCAUUUGUGCUUUUUGUAUGUUCAAUAAUUAAUUUUUUGGGAACCCUAGUGAAUUAUGCUAUAAAUUAUAUCUUGCCAGAAGAAAUUGAUUGUAUUCUAUAUAUUUCAUUAUAUUUGCAUGAGUCACUCUUUUGGGGAUGUCUUUUAAUAUAAAGCUGCUGCAAGACAUGGCUUGUUGUGACAUGUGUCCUCCAAUUUGUUCGCAUAAAUCUAGUUAUACUUAGCACACUCCACGUGUUUGGCAUUUCAAGUUGGAAUCACCACCCUAAGUGCACCACAGGUCGCUUGUAAUGUCUGGCGUUUUGAAAGUAAAGCAUAUACCUAUGUGUUUUUGUAGAGUAUAUCUAUUACUAUUAGGUGUUAGUAAUGGGCGAUUUCUGUCACUUAUAUUUGGCAGUAUUAUAAUCACUUGUUUGCUCUGUAAAUUUGACUCAUAACCGUUACCAUGAUAUUGGGAUAGUUAAAAAUGCAGCUUUAUGCUAAAUUUUUACACAGAAAAUAGGGUGUUUGCUAAUACAAUAUUAACACAUUCUAGUUCCUUACUAACAUGGUCUAGUGCCAUAUUGACACAGUUAAGUACCAUACUAACACAGACUAGUAUCAUACUAGCACAGACAGAUUAUUUUAGUCAAUAUACUGGCCGUGCGUUUCUGUCUUUAAAAUAGACACCAAGUGUGAGCAACAGUAUAAUUAUUGUAAUAUCAAAAUGUCUAAGAUUUUAUGGUAGCAAACACAUCUCAAAUAAAUUCAGAGAGAACAAAUGUAUAAUGCAAUCUGAUAAAAUCUGCAGCAAAAUGAUCUUCUAUAAUUAAAGAUCAAUAAAAAGAUAAUUUUAUUUGCCUUUUGUAUAAUAGGUACUACAUGGUCAUCAUGUAUCUUAUUUAACUUAUUGCUUGCUAAUUGAUGAUGAUGAUGGUGAUAAUGAUGAUUGAGUACUGUCCAUGCUAUUUUAACAUGCUCACAGCGCUCUGAUGUCCUAAAAUCUAUUUAAAGAAAAAAUUCUUUAAUUGUUCUUUAAUGAUUUUUAAUCCAUUUUCAAUCUCCCUCAAAGGUUGAGGCAAACUUUUCCACAAUUAAUAAUGUUUGUUAUAACCUGUAAUUCCCAGGUCAUCCUAUAUGUUUAUUGUAAGCUGUGUCACUCAAUGUUAGUCAAGACAUUUAAUAACUUGUACUAUUUGCAUCUUUUCAGAUAAUGUCCUUUUUAUAUCGCUUUUUAUUUUUGUUUGUUCUUUUUCUGGUUAAAAUACUAUAAGAGCACAUAAAGCCACAGUUCUCAGGACCUGAUUUCCUUGGAUUAGUCAACUAAAUUUAAAACCCCAAUGACCACCACAACAACUCACCUCUAUGUUACAAUAAAUUAAAUUUACAAGAAUGGGCACAAGUCCCUUAAGAAAACAAAGAUCAGAAGCACGUUCUUAAUCUGAUGAGCACUUUUAGAAUUUUAGUCAAUUUUAUUUUCAGAUCAAAAGAAUCCCCAAAACAUUGUAUGAGGUAAGAGCCAAGGUAGAUCUGUCAUGGAAUAGGCUGAAGGCACUCGUUAGUGCCAAAGUGAAGAAUCCAGCUUUAAGGUGGCUUGAUGUGUCACACAACAGCAUCAUAAGCAUCCCCAUCAAUUUGGAGCGAGUUUAUACACUGACCUACUUGGACUUAUCCUACAACUUGUUGAUGGUAGGCUUGUUACUAUUUGGUGCAGUGUCAACACAGGUUUCUUUCUGAAGUUUCCAUAGCCUUUUAAUUGUUAUGUAUGAUUAAUUUAGGUAAAUUUCAAUCUCUGAAGAAUUUUAACUUAAGAAAUAUGCACUCAAGGUGAGUACUGUUUACCACCUAAAAAAAUCAUUGAUGAAUAAGUCUUUCCUAGUAUAACCAAUUCUGUUGGUGAGUCAGUGUGUUGCACCUGUUAACUUUCUUAAGAAUGCAACUGACCUGGGUUUAUUUGGACAGUCAUCUAUUCAGUAGAUAUUCUUAUGAGCUGCCAACAGAAAUUUGUAGUUAUUUUUAUGGCACAUCUUUAAAAUUCCUUACUGAAAAGUUAAUAAUGGGCUGCCAACAGAAAUUUGCAGAUUAAAAAAAACGUUAUCACCUAACUACAUAGAAAUAUUUAUUGAACAUUGUCAUGUCACCAGUAUUUAAAACUAUCGGGCCAGGGCAAAUAAUCUCCCCUUUGUUGUUGACUGCUUGAAAUGUCAAACCUAAAUCUCCAUUUGUAAAAAGUCUGCACAUAUAUUUGUUUAUGUUCAAUUUAGUUAUGAAAUUAUCUUUAGAAACUGUAAGAUAAGUAAAGUUGAAAAGUGGAACAGUAAAUUUGUAUUCAACAAUUCAUAUGUGAGUAAAACAGAGUAGGGUUAAACCUGAAAAAAAACAAAACAGCGAACGUGUCGGCAGAAAGCCUUCGUCAGCGAACAAAACAACAGAAAUAACGUUAUAAAAAUAAGAAAUAGCACUUAGCUGGUAAGUAGUAUCUGUGGGCAGCAAUAGAAGUGUGGCAGAAGGAAAAUGAGUGAGAGUUUAAAUAAGCAGCGGCGAAAAAAAGGGGGGAGAAAAAAGUUCACUGUGAUAGGUCAGAACGUGGAGGGGCGGAGCUAGGGUCAAGCUGUGAACAGAGACAUAACAUUAAUCCCAUCUGGCGUCAAAGUGCCGUAAGUCAGGAUAAGUCUGUGUUCCAAAUUGACCCGGCUGGCGGUGUUAGUGCUAGCCACAAUCGCACUUAUUGAAAAGUCCGCCUUGCCCUGGUUUAACCCUACUCUGUUUUACUCAUUUUAUUUUGUACUAACCUGAUUGCAGUCUCUCCCCUUAUUACCCCAAUUCAUAUGUGGCAGGAAAUUCCCAAUGAAAUAUCUGCCAUGAAGUAUUUGCGUGAACUUGACGUUUCCCAUAACCAGCUGAGCAAACUUUUUGAUGAAAUCAACAAACUGGUAACUAGGAUGUUAAAAUAAACUUUUUGAUGAAAGGGGUCUUUCACAAAGAAGGUCUUCAGGGAGUAUUGAGAGGGGGUGGGGGGGUGGUAUUCAAAAGUGGGCAAGAGGGAGGGGAGUUAAGGAUUUUGAGGAUGUCAGUAAACGAGUUUCUUUUUUUUUUUUAUUCUUUUUUUGUAAGUUAUACACUGCUCAAUACAUCCUGUGUGUUCUACUCUAUGGCUGAUCUAUCUGGGAAAUUUUGAAAAAAUAUUAAUCAGAAGCCAUCAAGAAUUUAGUAAAAAUGUCAUAAGGGAGAUCACUCUAAAUAUUUGGUAUGCUAUUUACCAACAAAUGUAAACUAUGCAAUGCAAGAUUUUCUCUGGUUGACAUAUUAUAUGUUAGCGGUCGACCCUAGUAUGCUUUUAUAUUAAGGGGCGUCAUAUUCAGCAAACUGAAACGUUUUUCAUGACAGUGGACAGUUAGAAUAUUUGAACUAGAAUAUUUGAACACCCAGGAGUACGGGGUUGCCCUAUACCUAGAUAUGCCAAAGCUCUGGGAUAUAAGAAAUGUAUACAGUAUGUUUCAAAAUGCUGGUGUAAUCUUAAAACAUUACUUUUUAAAAGUUUUAUGUUUUUCAUGUAUUGCUCUACAAAUAUAUAGCCCUUAUUUUUGUUAGUUUUAUCUUAAAAUUUUGAUUCUCAAAACCUAAAGUGAAGCCUAAUUGAAAUUCAGUUUUCCUUUAGAUAACAUUGAGACCCCAAUUUUUUUCUGCUUCAAACUAACAUUUAAGGUGAUUAGUUUGUGCACUGGGUAAAAAAAAGUAUUGAAAGCACUGCCAUAAGCAUUUAAAAUUUGUGUGGUCGUCCCCCACUUUUGUUCUGCCAGUGCAGAUGUUUGGUUCAGGCCAACGAAAUUAUCUCUUUACAAAUUACAUCACACAUAGCAACCUAGGACGAUAAAUAAAAAACAUUGCAGAUUUCUUUUAAGAUUAACAAAAAUAAUUAAAUAUCAUGGGUUUUACAUAUUUUUCGGUGACAGUUUCUUUAUUAAAAAUUAUAGGGGGGUCAGAAUUUCAUGAUAAUUAUUAAAUGUACAUUCUUUCUGCGGACUCCACCCUACACACCAGUGUGCAUAAUCUCCAAAAUCAACCCCCUUCCCUGUGCAUACUUAAUGGAUGGAUCCAUAUCGAUCUGAUUUAGAAGUUAAUAUCUAAUGACUCUUUGCAUUUUAUAAUUGUUAUCAUAAUGCCUAGAAUAUCCUUAUGCACCUGUGGUUGUCAGCCACAUGCGGACAAUGGAAAAGAAGGGCUGGAAAAAAAUGUGUACACAUAUUUUGUGCUUGUGUGCUAUAUGGACCUAACUGGGGUGUUUACAUAAUAAUAUGUUGUUGAUUUUUAGAAAAGGUCCUCAUUUCAUUUAUGGGAAAUGUUGCAACAUGUGACUCUGGUGAAAUAAAUUUAAUGGACAUGAUGUUGUUGUUCUAACAUGGCAGUCCAGGAGCUCAACAUGCAACAGAGACAAGUUUAAUUUCUAUUAUUUCUUUUUUUUUUUUAAAGUUCCUUCAGAUUUUUCAGUGCUUUUUUUUUUUUUUUUAAAUCCUUUUUUAGAUUUUUUUUCAAUUUCAAGCUUUUUUUUUCUUUUUUUGGGUUUAAUAAUAAAACACUUUUUUAUUUUUUUUUAUUUUUUUUUUUUUUUUAAAGUUCCUUUAUAUUUUUUAGUUUUUUUUUUUUUUUUUUUUAAAUCCUCUGUUAGAUUUAUCUUCAACUUCAAGCUUAUUUAUUCAUUUUAUGGGAUUAAUAAUAAAACACUUGUACACAGAUAUUCAAGCACUUAUUUAAAUUUGUGUUUAUGGUAGCCCCUAAUGUUUAAGAAAUAGACGAUAAUAAUAUGAGCAUUCUCCCCAAACACCAAUGGCCUCCCUUUAGUAUGGGAUCAUCAAGCAGUUGGUACAUGUCUUCAUAAUAUUCUAAGAUCUCAUAUACUUUAUUCUUGGUAAAAUCCUGCUGUUUUAACUUAUAUCUAUAACUUAUUAAAAGAUUUUUUUUCUUCAAACAAAAUACUUUUUUCAGACUUUCUCUCUUGCAUUCUUGCGUGCCUCCUACAAUCAAAUCAGUGAGUUGCCCCAUGACCUGGGUCACUUGAAGGUCAUUCAAGAAAUUGAUUUGUCACACAAUAAAAUUGAAGAGUUGCCAAAGGAAAUUGAUGACAUGCGAGAUCUAGUGGUAAGGCUUGAGACUAUUUUCACAGGUGGCCGGGAGAAAACCUUUUAUAUGAGAGGACAUGCUAAUAGGAAAGAAAUUAUAAAUUAACUAACAAAUCUUGACUUGUCCCAGUAAAUUUUACCAAAAACGAAAACUAACUCAAGAGGAUUCCAAUGUGUCUUCUGCAAUUGCUGACAUUUAGUUUUGAGAUUCCUUGGUAUUUCAGGAAAUUUUUUUUUUUUUUUUAAAUUUCCAAAUAUGUCUUCAUGAAACAUUUAUUAUAUUUUCUUGGCUUUUUGUUUCCGGCGUAUCAUUUAUCUUUAAAUAAAAAGAAGAUUAUAAAUUAAUUAAAAAAUUGGUGUUUGGUCUACUAUAUAUUUAAAUACUUAAUGUUUGGUCCUCAAUCCCUAAAUAAAACAGAAUUUAUUUUAUUUUGUAAAAAAAAUUCUUAUAAUCCAGAGUAUUUGACCAAGUGCAGCAGUAACUUGACAUAUCCUCAUAAUUUUAACAGUGCCUUGACAUAUCCUCGUAAUUUUAACAGUACCUUGGCAUAUCCUCAUCAUUUUUACAGUACCUUGUCAUAUCCUCUAUAAUAACUUAACAAUAUCUUGACAUAGAGCCCCAUGAUAAUUUUAGCAGUACCUUGGCAUAGCCCCAUAAUAGUUUUAACAGUACCUUGACAUAGCCUCAUGAUUAAGAAUUACAGACAAUUUAUCUGUUCUAGAAUCUGAAACUGUCAUGGAACCAGCUGACCAAGAUUGAUGUCCUCACCCAGAUUGCCUCCCUGGAGGAGCUCAGAGUAGAUAACAACAGCAUCACAUCACUCCCAGAGAACAUAAACAGACUGGACAAACUGAUAGUCUUUGAUUACUCCUACAAUCAUGUGCAGACUUUACCAGAGACUAUUGGAAGGUAGGCUUAUUUGUUUGCUUAAGACUCAUAAUGGUAGAAUGAACCAAUUAUCUACUUAAGACUUAUUAUGGUAGAAUGAACCAAUUUAUCUACUAAGACUUAGUAUGGCAGAAUGAACCAAUUCAUCUACUUAAGACUUAUUAUGGUAGAAUGAACCAAUUUAUCUACUUGGACUUAUUAUGGUAGAGUGAAACUAGUCUUUUUCUUAUUACACAUCAAACUCAUUUUAAAGAAACAUCUUUUAUAUGUUUUAACUGAAAAAUCAUUCAGAUCAAAACUAUGGAAUACUUAACUGGAACCUCAGUCUGUUAAAAGUUUAGGAACAACAAUUUUCAUUGUUACCUUUUAGCAUCAUCUCUUUGAAAGAUGUUUAUGGAAAUGGCAAUGAGUUAACAGAAAUACCAGAUUUUCUUGGCAGACAUCAACUCCUGCGGAGCCUUGACUUAAGAGAAAACAAGUAAUUUAUGUUUUAAUCUAAAUGUCUUCUAUCUGUUGUACUGAUUUCGUCUGUAUCUGUUGUACUGAUUCCUUGUUGCCCAUGUCCCAACUCAGUCUGUACUUUUCCUGUUGUCUAUGUCCCACUCUGUCUGUACUUUUCCUGUUGUCUAUGUCCCACUCUGUCUGUACUUUUCCUGUUGCCUAUGUCCCACUCAGUCUGUACUUUUCCUGUUGUCUAUGUCCCACUCAGUCUGUACUUUUCCUGUUGCCUAUGUCUCACUCAGUCUGUACUUUUCCUGUUGCCUAUGUCCCACUCAGUCUGUACUUUUCUUGUUGCCUAUGUCUCACUCAGUCUGUACUUUUCUUGUUGCCUAUGUCUCACUCAGUCUGUACUUUUCCUGUUGCCUAUGUCUCACUCAGUCUGUACUUUUCUUGUUGCCUAUGUCUCACUCAGUCUGUACUUUUCCUGUUGCCUAUGUCCCACUCAGUCUGUACUUUUCCUGUUGCCUAUGUCCCACUCAGUCUGUACUUUUCCUGUUGCCUAUGUCCCACUCAGUCUGUACUUUUCCUGUUGCCUAUGUCCCACUCAGUCUGUACUUUUCCUGUUGCCUAUGUCCCACUCAGUCUGUACUUUUCCUGUUGCCUAUGUCCCACUCAGUCUGUACUUUUCCUGUUGCCUAUGUCCCACUCAGUCUGUACUUUUCCUGUUGCCUAUGUCCCACUCAGUCUGUACUUUUCCUGUUGCCUAUGUCCCACUCAGUCUGUACUUUUCCUGUUGCCUAUGUCCCACUCAGUCUGUACUUUUCCUGUUGCCUAUGUCUCACUCAGUCUGUACUUUUCCUGUUGCCUAUGUCCCACUCAGUCUGUACUUUUCCUGUUGCCUAUGUCUCACUCAGUCUGUACUUUUCUUGUUGCCUAUGUCUCACUCAGUCUGUACUUUUCUUGUUGCCUAUGUCUCACUCAGUCUGUACUUUUCUUGUUGCCUAUGUCUCACUCAGUCUGUACUUUUCUUGUUGCCUAUGUCCCACUCAGUCUGUACUUUUCCUGUUGCCUAUGUCUCACUCAGUCUGUACUUUUCCUGUUGCCUAUGUCCCACUCAGUCUGUACUUUUCCUGUUGCCUAUGUCUCACUCAGUCUGUACUUUUCUUGUUGCCUAUGUCCCACUCAGUCUGUACUUUUCCUGUUGCCUAUGUCUCACUCAGUCUGUACUUUUCUUGUUGCCUAUGUCUCACUCAGUCUGUACUUUUCUUGUUGCCUAUGUCUCACUCAGUCUGUACUUUUCCUGUUGCCUAUGUCCCACUCAGUCUGUACUUUUCUUGUUGCCUAUGUCUCACUCAGUCUGUACUUUUCUUGUUGCCUAUGUCCCACUCAGUCUGUACUUUUCUUGUUGCCUAUGUCUCACUCAGUCUGUACUUUUCCUGUUGCCUAUGUCCCACUCAGUCUGUACUUUUCCUGUUGCCUAUGUCUCACUCAGUCUGUACUUUUCUUGUUGCCUAUGUCUCACUCAGUCUGUACUUUUCUUGUUGCCUAUGUCUCACUCAGUCUGUACUUUUCCUGUUGCCUAUGUCUCACUCAGUCUGUACUUUUCUUGUUGCCUAUGUCUCACUCAGUCUGUACUUUUCCUGUUGCCUAUGUCUCACUCAGUCUGUACUUUUCUUGUUGCCUAUGUCUCACUCAGUCUGUACUUUUCCUGUUGCCUAUGUCUCACUCAGUCUGUACUUUUCUUGUUGCCUAUGUCUCACUCAGUCUGUACUUUUCCUGUUGCCUAUGUCUCACUCAGUCUGUACUUUUCCUGUUGCCUAUGUCUCACUCAGUCUGUACUUUUCUUGUUGCCUAUGUCUCACUCAGUCUGUACUUUUCUUGUUGCCUAUGUCUCACUCAGUCUGUACUUUUCCUGUUGCCUAUGUCCCACUCAGUCUUUAUUUAUUCUCUUGCCUAUGUCCUUACUUUUCUGGUUGACUGAACUGAAUAAUGUCAGCCCUUUCCCUAUGAGUUAUCACUAACUUUGAUGAAACAUCCAUGUAAAAUAUAAAUGUACACACUUCUUCUUCUUCUAUAUCUUAAGGGCCCACGAUCAAUUUAUUGAUCAUUUUGGCUCCUAUGCAUGUAGAUGGGAUUUGCCAUGUUUCUGUUACUGGUGGUGAUGAGGAAAUUAUGCACUAGGGGUUUGAAGGCUUGAGGCAAUAGACACAAAUGUGUCUAGUGUUGUCGCCUCAACUGUUCCUUUUGAAAGAUGGUUCCAGUCACUUCCUUAUUACCGUGGACUAUGUCUAACUCUAUUUACCCUCUCUGUAAACUAAACUACCUUGCUCAUUGAAAUGUGCCUGUUUGUAUAAACAAUAUUUAGGUUUAUUACAUUUGUCAAUGACCACUCAGUGAACUCCCUAAAUCAACAUGUCUUAUGGUACUCUGGUUUCUCUCAUUCAGUCAAUUAGAUAUUUAUUGUUUGUUGCUGUUAUUUUUUGUCAAUUCCCUCAGAAUACUAUGUCUCCCAGAAGACUUGCAGCGUUUACGAACACUGGAGGUGCUACGUCUGGGCAAGAAUAAACUCCAGUCAGUUCCUGACAAUCUGGACAUAAUGGAAUACCUCAGGGAGAUUGACUUUUCAUACAACAAAUUAACUGAUGUGCCUUUCCCAAAGAUGCUUGAGGUAUGUUUGAUCAGACUAACAACAAUUUGUUUUUUGUUUGUUUUUUUUUUUACAAUGAUCAAUUACAUUUUUUUUAAAAAUGGAUCCAGAUGAUGAAUUCGAUAGCCAUUUAGGUGUAAUUAGACUUUCGUCUAACACAAUUAUUGAGUUUUACGUCAGUUUAUAACCUUAUUUGUCACUCCACCAAGGGGAAAAAGUCAUUUUGAUAGAAGUUUUUAAAAAAAAAACUUGAUACAAGUGAUUCUCAAAUUUUAAAGGCUUUAUUUCGUGAUGGUCUCUUUACAAUUUUUUUAAUUGCUGGCGAUUACCAAAACAUUUUUGACAAACAAUUAUUUAUUCAGAAAAGAUCAAAUCUUAGUCAUCAAGGGUGCAUUAAGCAUGGUAUGGCUGCAACUACUUUGACUGAACCCCUACUUCUAGGUUUGGCUCUGUGUGGGCCAAGGCAGCUCUCACGUCAUAUGUUUUGAGAUAAUGUUUUGGCUCUGUGUGGGUCAAGGCAGCUCUCAUGUCAUAUGUUUUGAGAUAAUGUUUGGACAUCAAGUAGGGUGGGAAAAAAGCUAACUCACACUCAGAGGUUGCAAAUAGAAUCUACUCUCUAAGAGCCAUCUUUGCAACACCGGGAAGGGCUGUGCCUUUUCAAUCCAAAAAUCACUACAACACAAUUUACAGAAGACAUGUUUUGCAGGCCCAUCACUUAUCAAAUCAAUCAACUGUUCUUGAAUUAAAUUGUUCUCCAAAGUCAGGUCACUAAUGUAAAGUACAAAUGGGUUGUUGAUAGUCGAUUGUAUUUUUAAAAAAUGUGUAGGUCAGGAAAAUAAUGAGAAAUUUCAGUGCUAAAAGUUGAUAAAUGUUGUUACAUCACCUGAAGGAUAUUGUCAUCCACGUUAAGCUAGUUUCCAUCAAUAUAUGUGUUAACCUGUGGAAAUGGGAAAAAGUUAUUCUUCUUUUACUUUGCAUACCAUAGUUUGAGCUUCAUUUUGAAAGCUGACAAUUUUUCAUGACAUAUGACGUCCAAAAAUUACGGGGAAAUAAGAAAACGGACAUCAUAGAAUUUUGUGUUUAUGUCAGGUUGAGCAUCUUGCAAAAAAUUUCUGCAUUUCUUCACAUUGUGUGAAAACUUUCUACAAAACUUUCUCAUUGCAAAGCCACCUCAGGUGUGAGUGAAACAACGGGGUUUCAAGUUUGAAACCACGUUCCAAGAAAAACUCGGAAAACAAAUUAAAGUUGAGUGCAUUCACUUUAAUGAAGAUCCCUGCUGUUAUCACUUCUUUAAGAACAUGUUUCAACUCAACAGGCAUGGUUUUAGGCUAGGCAAUGAACAGUGCAGUGUGUAACAUGUUUGCUUAACUAAAGUUUGAAACCCAGAAAUGGCAACUAAGCAUUGCAGGACUGCCUUCAAUUCACACACCAAUGACAUGUCCCCAUUUGAUAGGAUGAGCCUCAAAGAAUCUGUCCCCUUUCCCAAAUUUUGCAGUUGUUUUGGUGCAGAGAGUUCAGCAAAACAAAACAAAAUCUUCUCAUAUUUAUAUCUUAUUAUUCUCAUGCAAUGCAGACACCAAGUUAGCGACACCCAUUGUUUCAUUAAGCUUGGUAGCAAAAAAGUUGAAAACUGAAUCUUUGAGAGCAACUGUGACAAUAUGUUAUCAGACAUCUCCACUGUUAGCCUCCCACGGUAUCUUUUGGCAGGGAGGCAUUGGUUUGCUUGUCAAGUUGAGAACCUCCCAGCACAAUUGAUGUGAUGUCAAUUUGUUCUUCUAUGCUGUAGGGUUUCUUGGAGGCAGCUAUCUUCCUUGAAACCUCAUAGGAUGCUUUUAGACCAACCUUUAUCUCCUGCAAAAACAUUCCUGUGACUUAAAGCCUGGAUUGUUGCCAUAGUUCAGCUGGGCGUUCAAAAAAGUCGACAUCUUUGUUUAUUGAGCUAAGAUGCUUUAUUUCCAAGAGUCUGUUUAACUUGCUGAACUAUAGAGAAGUGGAUUGGCCAUCAGAACACAAAACACUCUGUGGUUUCUUUUACCCGCCAGAGCUUGUUACAGUAAAUCCACCUUUCAAAUAUGACACGUUAUAUCUUAUUAACUUUUUUGAGGCAUUAUGACCUGAAAAACAACUACCUGUUAAAAUUUUAAUUAUUAAUUUUAAAUUUAAAAAUUAAAAAUAAUGUCAUCUUUGUAGGCCAAUUAAAUGAGAUAGUAGAACAUACAAAGUAUAAUCAGCAUCUGAGGUAUCGUUUAGAAAAGAAAAUUUUACACAAAAAAAAGGGAUGGAGAUGAUAGAUUGCUAAGCUUAAGAAAGAUGGAGAAAGUUUUUUUGCGUACAAUCUUUUUACUGCAGUGGACUGUACAAAUUUUUAUUAGCAUGAAGAGAGUUUGGAGAUGUAUGCUUCACCCAACCCACUGGUCCAUUCUCUGUUUAGUAAUAAGUUGAGCUCUUGGUUUCUAAGAAUUGACAUUCCGGCUGAUGGAGAUCUGAGAGACAGAUGGUAACUGACACGCCGGCUGUUGGAGAUCUGAGCGACAGAUGGUAACUGACACACCGGCUGUUGGAGAUCUGAGAGACAGAUGGUAACUGACACGCCGGCUGUUGGAGAUCUAAGAGACAGAUGAUAACUGAUACGCCGGCUGUUGGAGAUCUGAGAGACAGAUGGUAACUAGCACGCCGGCUGUUGGAGAUCUGAGAGACAGAUGGUAACUGACACGCCGGCUGUUGGAGAUAUGAGAGACAGAUGGUAACUGAAACGCCUCAGAUAAAUGCUAGCGCGUCAAAUAUGCAAAAGAUUUCUGGGAACACACUGUGCUUAAACCUUCAGUGCACACGCUGCGGGAUUUUGAGACCCCUUCAUGGUCCCCCUGGAACAGUUUUGGGGUCCUCUUAGAGGAUAGCAGACCCGAGUUUGAGAAACACUGCUCUGUCGAUAUUAAGUUGAAGUUAUGAUAAGAAUUACACAAAUUUAUUUUUAAUCAUGGCUUACCACUAGUCACUAUAAGUAAAAUUAUGUAGUAUUGCUACUCCAAGUAGUAACCACCAUACAGUGCUGUAGUAUUACCACUCCAAGAAGUUACUGCCAUACAAUGAUGUAGUAUUAAUGAAUGGUAAUAAUGAAACCGGGCUCAAUUUCUAAAUUUAGAUGGCCUACUGUUCCCAGCCUCGUGGCCAAAGAACAAUAGGAUUUAAGCUUCCUGUCGAAUUUAUUCCACCGCCAGUUUUUAAUGUAUGUUGUGUGCAAAAAUACUACUUUUUCCAUAUGUGGUGAAUAACCAUACAAAAUCACUGUUCAACUCAAAAACAAUUUUUUUUAAACAUACCAAUACAGUUCAAACAUUCAGGUGGGCAUGUAUGUACUUGAUCCACAGAAAAAAAUAACAAAAGUAAGGUAUCUUUAAAAAUGUCUUCUUUUUUUUUCCAUCUAGAUAAUAAAUGUGGCCCACAACCCAUUCCUACUGCUCAGUGAGUCCCAGAAGAAUUCCAUUAAUCGCCUGGGGGAUAAAGAACACAUGAGAAGAAUGACCUUCUUGGAUCUGACCAAUUGCACCAUGGAUUUUUUCCCACCAGGCAUAUGUCUGUUGCGGCUACUGACUAUCCUAAAGAUAGGAGAGAACCAGGUUUGGCUCGGGGGGGGGGGGGGGGGUUUGCUGUUGAUAAUCUUGAUGGGAAGUGGGUCCCUGCCUUAUGAUGCAACAAUGUUAAAUAAUAUAAUGAUGGGUUAUUCAGCCUCCAUCAUUGAACUGAUUAGUUGACCUUAAUUGGGCUUAAGAGGGAUGCAACUGGUUUUAAACUUUUGCAUAAUUAAAUCAUUAUCACCCUCCCCAAAAAAGGUAACCUACAGCUACCAUUAGCCUAAUAAGUCAUCCAAGCAAGGUCAUGCUGAAGGUCAUAUUGAACCGACUAAAACCAUAUGCUGACAAAAUCAUUGCUGAAGAACAGGCGGCUUCAGGCUAGGACGGGGCACUCCUGAGCAGAUUCUAAAUCUCCGAAUACUAUGUGAGAAAUAUGCUCAACACCAACAAAACCUAUGCCACGUCUUUGUGGACUUCAAGAAAGCAUUCGACAGCAUGCUGCUUUAUGGGCCAUCAUGAGGCACUACAACAUCAACACAAACCUAACCAAAAUGAUAUGCAACCUCUAAGAUAAGGCCACCAGUGCAGUCUUCGUCAACAACAACAUCGCAGAAUGGUUCAAGACCACGGUUGGAGUACGACAAGGAUGCCUGCUCUCCCCACCCUGUUCAAUAUCUUCCAUGAGAGAAUUAUGUCAUAUGCUCUGGAAGCGCAUGAAGGGACAGUCAGCAUUGGUGGCAGAACAAUCACGAUCCUACGCUUUGCGUAGAACAUAGACAGACUGGCUAGGAACAAAGAAGAGCUAGCCAACCUGGUAAAACGUCUUGAUAAGACCUCGUCGUUCUACGGUAUGCUAAUCAGUGCCGAAAAGAAAAAACUGAUGACAAAUAACACCACAGGCAUCACCAUUGAAAGUAAGGUCGGGGAGGAAAGACUAGACACUGUAGGCCGCUUCAAAUACCUAGGAGCAAUAGUCUCAGAAGGAGGCGCCAAGCCCGAACUGUUGUCCAGGAUUGCUCAGACUACAACAGCACUAACGAGGCUCAAGAAAAUAUGGAAUGACAAAAAAUAACCCCCAGCACCAAAAUCAGGCUGAUGCGUUCAUUAGUCCUCUCCAUUUUCCUGUAUGCCUGGGAAUCCUGGACAUUAACAGCAGAUCUUGAAAGAAAAAUAAAGGCGAUGGAGAUGAGAUGCUUCAGAGGCAUUUUUGGCAUCUGCUAUAGGGACCAUAUCUUCAAUGAUACAGUGAAAGAAAGGGUUCGCCAGGCAAUUGGGGAGUACAAUGACCUACUGGUGACUGUGAAAAAAUGCAGUCUACAAUGAUACGGCCACGUAACAAGGAAAUAAGGGCUUGCCAAAGGAAAUAUUGCAGGGCACCACAAGAGGAGGGAGAAGAAGAGGAAGACAAAGAAAAAGAUGAAAGGAUAACAUCAAAGAGUGCACAGGACUAACACUGGGCAAUGCUGUGCGUAGUGCAGAAGACAGAGAUGAAUGGAGGAGAAUAGUUCACAUUUCAUCUGUGGCGCCCCAAUGGUCCAAGGACUAAGGGAUUUGAUGAUGAUAAUUAAAUCACAUUUUACUGCAUAUUCAGAUGAUUGGUGGGGGAAAACAAUCGAAAGUUGAGAAAGAUGUAGCUGCCUUUGUAUGUUUAACAGUCGCCAAGCUGAUAUCUAACCCUAUCUUUUAUUUAUUAUUUUUAAAUACAUUCGCUAUUUCGAAAGUGUACUUGUCAGAAUUUAACAGCACGCCUGGUGAAAACCUAAAUUUGGCAAGUGCGCCAGGAAUAGAAAAAUUUUAGGAACCAUUGGUGCAGCUGAACAAAAUACAUCACACAUACGGUUAUAGUUUAAGUCGUAUUAGAGUGAUGGCAAAACUAUAAAUAAUUCCGACAAAACACUUUAUUUUAAAGCAUUAUAGAUAUAUAUAUAUAUUAUAUAUAUGCUAUUUUUGGACUGUCAGAAUAUCAGUAUAAUUAUUGUAGAAUUUGUGAAUAAGUGUAUUUACAUUCUGAUGAGACGCAAACCCCCCCUCCCCGGUCAUAAGGUCGCAGAAGCCAAAUCUACAAAUUCUCCCUCUUUUCAUACGUACUAUAUGGAAUGGAUGGCCCCAUAAAUUUGAAUUUAAUAGCCAGUAAGCUAAAAUCUCCUUUUUUUUUUAAAAAAAUAUUUUUUGCAAUAAAGCUUGGCACUGCUCUUUCUGGUUCUAAGCAACAAAAACAAAAUUAUUUUCAGAUCAAAAUGCUUCCGCCAGAGCUUGGAAACCUUAAAAACUUGGAAUAUCUGGAUGCCCAUGACAACAUGAUCAAAGAGAUUCCCAUCACCAUAGACUUGCUUCACCACCUGCUCUACCUGGACCUCUCACACAACAACAUUUUUAUUUUCCCAUUCAACCUGGCUAAGGUAUUUAUUAUUGGUUCCUAAUGCUGCAUUGUUUAGACACAAUGAAUCUGAUGUCUAACAAGGAUGACCUUAAACAAAGGCCAAGACAUGCAGUUAAGUCAUUCAAAAAAAGUUUAUUAUUAUCGGUUAGUUUAAAAUUUAUGGAAGCUCUUGUAACAAUGUUCAUUCAAGGAAUUUAACUAUUUUCAAUUGUCCCUUUCAUGGACAUACAAAGAGUUUUGACCUAAACGACUGUUAUUGAUGUAUUCUGCAGUAGUGAUGACUGUUAUUGAUGUAUUCUGCAGUAGUGAUAUAGGAAAAUUGAUAAGAUAAUAUAAGAAUGAUGCUUUUAAAUAGACAAAUAAAUGGAACUGGUUUUGUUUGAAUUGUGUAUCUUGCUUUCAGUCUUGGAUUUCAGAUUAACCCACUAUCAAAUACUUAAGAGAAACUACUAACUGCUUACAUUGUAAUUUUCAUAAAUAUUCCAUAUGAGAAACUACUCAUUGCUUGCAUUAUCAUAGUCAUAAAUAUUCCAUAACAGAAACAACUAAUUGCUUUCAUUAUCAUAGUCAUAAAUAUUCCAUAAGAGAAACUACUAAUUGCUUACUUUAUCAUUGUCAAAAAUAUUCAUUAUUUGAAGGAAUUAAAAAAAAAAAUUAUUGUGACCUAAAGUUUCAAUUGUAAUAAUACAUUUUUCUCAAUUUGAUCAAUAAUGUAAUUCGUUAACUAACAUUUCUUGCCUGACUUACAGCUCAACAAAAUCACACACCUGGAUUUGUCCUACAACAGUUUAAUCGAGCUUCCUGAGUCGUUUGACCGCAUGGAUCACCUAAUCAAUGUUGACCUGAGUCACAAUGAGCUCACAAUCUUCCCACAGCACAAGACAGAUGCCCUGGGCUCUGUGCUGACCUUGAACCUGUCUUACAAUCAUUUCACAGAGUUCCCUCCCCAUGUGCCCUAUCUGUACAGGUGAGCCUCAGAUAAUUGAAUUCAGAAAUCAAAAUAGAAAAUUCCUUAGUUAAGUGAGAAUAUGUACAAACCAAGAGCUAUAUCAAUUGAACAAAGGCCCACCUGUAGUCGCAACAAUAAAAAAAAAAAAGGCAGACUGGGCUGUACAGGACACAUUGAAAGGAUGCCGGGUUUAAGAGCAGCAAAAGUGAUCUACAGGCAGAAACCUAAGAGCAAAUGGCUCACCGGUUGACCAAGACUGAGAUGGAUCGAGAAUAUAGAGAAGGACUUACGUCAGCUGGGUGUUUGCUCAGGGAGAAUGUGGUGGAGCAGGCCAGUUCCCUACAUGGGCUGUAGCGCCACUGAUGAUGAUUAGUUUAGUGACUCACACCUACAGUAGGUCAUUUUAUGCUGUUACCUUUGAAAAAUUUUCAAACCAUCCUAACCUUAACGUUACCCUUUUAUAAAUGGACAUCAUCAUCAUUUACUUUUGUACAGCCUGAAAAUUUCAACUCAAGAACAUCCACAUCUUUAACGCACAAUGUUUUUUAGCCAUAUCUCAGUAGUCAUUGUAGAUUGUAGGUCUUUAAAAUAUACAGUUUUUGUUGUGUGCUGAUGAUAAUGUGUUUUUAAAGCUUUAUCAGUUGGAUUUUAUGAGCUGGGAAAAUGAUCCUUUAUUUUACCAGUAAAAAUGCAAAGUUUUUUUCAUUGCAAAUUGCAUUAAGGAUAUGCUGGGAUAAAUGAGAACCUUUUACAUUAGUGUCAUCCUUGUAGAUUUCCUUCUAUCACUGCCUUCAACUACUGUUGUAAUGUGAAUCCUGAGGCCAAAUAACCCUAUGUGUUUCAUUUUAAGUCAUGUUAAAAAUAUGCUGCCAUCAUAAUCUAAUUGAAAGGAACUGGAGCCCUGUUAUAGGAUUUGUUUUACUCCGAAAGGAAAAACGAAAUGUAGGGUAAAGUUAAACAUGGAAAGCGUUUUUUUAAAAAAAAAAGCGAUUUAUCGUAAAAUGGGAUUAAAAUAAUUUUUAAAAUAAAAAGUAAAUUUAUUUUCUCACCGUAAUACUCUCUUUGCAGUUCUUGUCUUGCCUUGGUGCAAUAUACACUUCUGCGGCAAUAUACACCACUGUGGCAAUAUACACCACUGAGGCAAUAUACAUGACUUUGGCAAUAUACACUUCUGCGGCAAUAUAGUCGACUGUGGCAAUAUACACUUCUGCUGCAAUAUACACUUCUGCGGCAAUAUACAAGACUGUGUCAAUAUACAACACUGAGGCAAUAUACACGACAAAGGCAUUAUACACGACAGUGGCAAUUUACACAACUGGGUUACCGGAAAUUUGUUUGAAAGAAAUUGGUAGACGGAAAAUUUAUGGACCGAAAUUUGAUCUAACUGAAGUUUGGUGAAAUUUUUUUUCAGUUCACACGUUAAAAUUUUCAUCAAAUUUCUUUUUGAAAGCACUGUGCUGUAUAGUGAAACAAAAAUAAUGUGUUCAAAAUGAAAUUUGACGCAAAAUAAGAUCGUGUGGACUAAAAAAAAGUUUCGACCAAACUUCAGUUUGAUCAAAUUUCCGUCUAUCGAUUUUCUGUCAAAAUUUCUUUCAAAAAAAUUUCUGGGUAUGAAACGACUGUGGCAAUAUACACCUCUUUGGCAAUAUACACCUCUUUGGCAAUAUACACCUCUAUGGCAAUAUACACCACUGAAGCAAUAUACACCACUGAAGCAAUAUACACGACUGGCAAUAUAGACCACAGCAAUAUAAACCUAUACACCCCUGAGGCAAUAUACACCCCUGAGGCAAUAUACACCCCUGAUGCAAUAUACACCACUGUUGCAAUAUACACUAAUGUUGCAAUAUACACCACUGAGACAAUAUACACCACUGAGGCAAUAUACACCACUGAGGGAAUAUGCACCACUGUGGCAAUAUACACCACUGAGGCAAUAUACACGUCUGUGGCAAUAUACACUACUGUGACAAUAUACAUGACUGUGGCAAUAUACACCACUGUGGCAAUAUGCAUCACUGAGGCAAUAUACACAACUCAGGCUAUGAUUUCAGCAUUUUAAUUGUAUCCUACUUUUUCCUUAGGCUCCAAACUCUGGACUUUUCCCACAAUGAUAUUCAGGAAAUUCCUGAGAGCAUCUACUGGAUGAAAAACUUGGAGACGUUGAAUUUCCACGACAACUUGUUGGGCGCUCUGCCUGAAAAUAUUUGUAAGAUGAGACGUCUAAUCAAGCUGGAUGUCAGCGACAACAAAAUCAAUGUCUUCCCAGAGAAGUUAGGCGCUCUGGCAAAAGUUUGUGAGGUAGGAAGCCUACUGGGCUUAUUUAAUGUGAGCGUCUAAGUGAGGUAGGAAGCCCAUGGGGCUUUAUUUAAUGUGAGCAUUUAAGUGAGGUAGGAAGCCCAUGGGGCUUUAUUUAAUGUGAGCGUCUAAGUGAGGUAGGAAGCCCAUGGGGCUUUAUUUAAUGUGAGCGUGUAAAAUAGCACUGGUUGUUAUUUUUUUAUAAAUUUGGGCAGGCAUCACACUGUUCUUCCCUUAUUUAUUUCUUCACUUCCAGAGGCUUGGAUUAAUAUUUUUAUGUACAGACUUGGAACUGUGUUGUUACCCCCUCUCUCUGUGUCAUGAGGCUGGUGAUGUUAUCUAGAGAGCUGAAAUGUUUGACUAGCCUCACAAUUAAACCGAUUGUUAAGUUAUUUCUCUCACAUUAAAUGGUAGUUUAGUUUAAGUGGCAGUUUAAUUUAAAUGGCUGUUUAAUUUCAAUGGUAGUUUAAUUUAAAUGGUAGUUAUGUUUAAGUGGUAGUUUAGUUUGAAGGUUAGUUUAAUUUAAAGGUUGGUUUAGUCCAAAUGUUACAGUAGACCCUCCAGCUGAUUUUAAAUAGCCUGGCAUAGCUUGAGAAAUUUUCACGUGUGUAAAAAAUUUAACAUUUUUGGGUAAAUUAUUUUCAAACCACAUUCUUUGAUUUAAUUUUGUUGGGAAAUCACGUGAGAGCACAGGAGAAGUUGUAACAUAGAAAACGGGGAUAUCACAUACCUGGCAAGCUAAGAAUUCGAAUAGCUUGACAGGAAAUAGUUAUUUAUGUUGAGCACAUCAGCAGAGCCAGGUAGUUACUGCCAGGACCCUGUCAGAGUAAUCGAGAUGGGAACUGCGGUACUAAAGGUGUCACAAUAAAAUGACUACAGUGGGCAGUGUGAACCAUUUAUGGUACUAUGUUAUUUUAUCAGGCAGUCUAGCCAGUUAUGGGAGAGUGUGUCUCCAUCGUGUAUUUUGGAGAUGUUCGGGACAAGUACCUGAUACUCAGAGAUCAGAGUACUGAGUAUGAGACGUUCAAUGAAUAGAAAACAGGAUACACGCUGUGAUGGGUUGCAGUUAGUGUGAUUCAGUCAGGGAGGAAUUGUGUGAGGCAGUAGGAACGUUUCUUGAAAGUAUUUUUUAAAUUUAUACAAACAUAAGAAUGCAUGGUCAAAUAAAUUCUAGAAAACACAUGUUUCUUUUGAUGAACUCUGGAAAUGUUGUAAAAAAAUUGUUGACCAUGUUUUUGGAAGCACCUUCGUCAGUGAAGCUGGAUUCUAUGUCAUGGCCAACAUCAAGUCCAAAAACAUGUAACGCUUUGGCUGGUGAACAUUUAGAAACUCCAAUGAGGGCAGGUGCUACUGAUGUUACAUUAAGAAAUGGCGCCAGCGGGCCGUCGAGAUUGCGCUCUUUAUGCCCUCCCCAAAACACCCCUCCCCAACCCAGUAUCGGGCCGCGGAGCGGCACUUCGGGGAUGUCCCUUUGUCAGGACAGCUCCCACCCGAGUCUGCUCAACCAGAGUCUCCGCCAGGGGCCGUCCUAACCCAAAGACACCCGGUCGACUUUCUCAGGAGUCGGGAUGGAAAAAUGUAUGUCCUAAUAUCUUCCCCCACCCAUCCCGGAAAGCGUUAGACGCCCUUUAAGAGGGAUUCUACAGUGGGUUUCCACAACGCAACUAAUUCCCAAUGCAGCUGGGACGAAACGGUUGCCUUGGAGCAGCGUCUCAGGACUGCGUAGUAAGAAUCAUCGGCCAGAGGUUACCACAGUGCUGUUAAACCUGCUACUGAUAAAUAUUUCAAAUUAAGACACUUCCAUGUGAAAUUCAAAUCUGAAUAUAACUUUAAAAAAGGGCUACAGUUUUUAAUCACUUUGUUUAUAUACUUGAUGAGACAAUAAUGCUAUUUGGUAUAUGACUCUUUAUGCAUAAGGUAAGAAGUAUUGAUAAUGGGAAUAAUUUUCUUUUGAGAUGUCAUUUGCGGCCCAUGGGUGGUUGGAAAAAAAAAAUGUUUGGCCCACGUAGUCAAAAAGCUUGGGCAGCACUGCCAUAGAGAAAUUUUACCCCUUCCACACGUCAAGUGUUUACGUUUUUUUUUUUUUUGAGCGACAUGAAGAAAAAUAAAUGAAAGUAAUGUAUGAACUUAAAAUAUCAUGAUUACCUCCCCUCGUCACCAGUUGGUUGAAUCAUUUCAAAUGACUUUCUCCCUCAGAUUAACAAAGAUGACCAAGAUGUGUACAAGCACCGGCAGUCAUUGGCCAUGGAUUUCACUGAAGCAGAAGACGAUGAGGAUGAAGAAAUGGAAGAGAGUGAUCUAGAUGCGCAAGAGAGUAUCAUCUCUAACCCAAGCAAGAGGAAAUCAAAAUCAAAGAAAAAAAAGAAAUGA
Molecule: messenger RNA, 25451 nt
Organism: Lymnaea stagnalis (great pond snail)
Lineage: Eukaryota; Metazoa; Mollusca; Gastropoda; Lymnaeidae
Source: the annotation of a GenBank genome assembly